UUAUGAGUGUCUAUUAGUUAAAUGUCUAUCAAUCAUCACCCUUAAAUUUUCCUCAUAUUGAAUGUUGAAGCUACCAAAAUCGAUCAACAACAUUGUUAAACUUCAAAAAAUAGAAAACAUUGUCGAUCAAUUAAUCCAAUGGCUGCUUUAAUCUCACACAUGCUCAUUAUCCCCUUGUCCAAAACGCACCGAGCUAGCUUCCGAUCAAAACCAAUCCCACCACCACCAUCAUAUCUCACCCAAAACCAAAAGUCAACAAACCUCACCGUCCGCAACAACAACAACAACUCCUCCGCCGCAACACCGUCAACCGCCUCCUGGCGCGAAAUCCACGGUGAGAACGAAUGGGCCGGGCUUCUGGACCCCAUGGACCCAACCCUCCGACAAGACCUGCUCCGCUACGGGGAGAUGGCACAAGCCUGCUACGACGCCUUCGACUUCGACCCUUACUCCAUGUACUGCGGCACCUGCCGCUUCAAGCCCGGCAACUUCUUCAACGCUCUCGGCAUGUCCCACCACGGCUACACCGUCACGCGCUUCCUCUACGCCACCACCAAGAUGAACCUCCCUAGCCUCUUCAAGAAGUCUCACUGGCCCAAGAUGUGGAGCAAGCAUGCAAACUGGGCGGGGUACGUUGCUGUUUCGGACGACGCCACCUCAGAGCAGCUCGGUCGCAGGGACAUCGCCGUGGUGUGGCGCGGCUCCGUCUCGUACCUGGAGUGGAUGGCAGACUUCGUGAUGAUUUUCCUCAAACCCAUCUCGCACUUCCUCCCUUGCCCCGAUCAAGCAGUUAAGGUGGAACAUGGGCUUUUGGAGCUUUACACCGACAAGAAACAAAACAUCGAUUCCUGCAAGUUCUCAGCAAGGGAACAAGUUCUUUUAGAGGUGGAGAAGUUGAUGAAGAUAUAUCACAACGAGGAACUCAGCAUCACUGUCACGGGCCACGAUCUAGGGAGCGGGCUGGCUACACUUAGCGCUUACGACAUCGCUGAAACAAGGUUGAACGUGAAGAGAGAUAGCCAUGUCGUUCCGGUUUCGGUGAUAUCAUUUUCGGGUCCGAGGGUUGGGAAUGGGAGGUUCAAGGAGAGGCUGGAAAUGUUGGGGGUGAAGGUGCUGAGGGUGGUGAACGUGCAUGACGCGAUACCCACGAUACCAGGGUUUGUGUUCAACGAACAGAGGUCCCCAGCAGCGAUGAAGCUCGCGGAGGAUUUGCCGUGGAGUUAUAUGCAUGUCGGGGUGGAGCUGGUGUUGGACCACAAGAACUCGCCUUUCCUAAACCCCAAUGAAGAUUCUGCCCUUGCUUGUGCCCAUAACUUGGAGGUUCUUUUACAUUUGAUUGACGGAUACCACGGAAAGGGGCAAAGGUUCGAGCUAGCUACCGGAAGAGAUCCUGCUUUGGUGAACAAGGCCUGUGAAAAGACCAUUGCUUGGUUCCACCAAUUUGAUUAUAGAAGUAUGUAAAAGGUUUUUGUUAGAUUUUCUCCUUUUUGCACUCAUUCAACCAAAAUGGUUGAAGUUAGAUACAUGAAAUGGUUGAAGCUAUAGGUACUAAGACGUGGUUUAAAUUUAUACUCAGAUGUGAAUAAUAUAUUAAUAUUAUAGUCUAAAUAAUUAAUUUAUUAA
This is a messenger RNA of Lotus japonicus, 1623 nucleotides long. Its product is annotated as phospholipase A1-Igamma2, chloroplastic-like. Gene Ontology annotation, biological process: lipid metabolic process. The transcript is spliced from 3 exons. The coding region runs from base 139 to 1461 and encodes 440 amino acids. Gene Ontology annotation, molecular function: glycerophospholipase activity. NCBI's taxonomy places the organism in Eukaryota, Viridiplantae, Streptophyta, Magnoliopsida, Fabales, Fabaceae. The record is from RefSeq and is a predicted model, not a curated record.